Arabidopsis arenosa is the source of this 3139-nucleotide messenger RNA. Lineage: Eukaryota; Viridiplantae; Streptophyta; Magnoliopsida; Brassicales; Brassicaceae. The record is from the annotation of a GenBank genome assembly.
AAGAAGAUUCAAUUCAGAAAGGAGGCAGAUCUGUUUUUCUCUGUUGAAGUCGGAUUGAUCUGAUCGGAGCUAUUGUGGAGGGAUAUACUGCAAUUGCACGGUGGUAAUGGCUUCGGUUCCGCCUGAAAACGGCGUGGACGGAGAUGACGAAAGAGAGGAAGAAGAAGAAGAGGAGGAGGAGGAGGAAGAAGAAGAAGAAGAGAACGGAGAUGAGGCUGAGGAGGAGCCACGCCUGAAAUAUCAGCGGAUGGGUGGCAACGUGCCUACGUUGCUAUCUAACGACGCUGCUUCCUGCAUCGCUGUUGCUGCAAGGAUGAUCGCGCUUGGUACACACGACGGAACCGUGCAUAUCCUCGAUUUCUUGGGGAAUCAGGUUAAAGAAUUUCGUGCCCACACUGCUCCGGUUAAUGACCUCAACUUUGACACAGAGGGAGAGUAUAUUGGAAGCUGUUCAGACGAUGGUUCUGUUGUUAUAAACAGCCUUUUCACUGAUGAUGAGAAGAUGAAAUUUGAUUAUCAUCGUCCCAUGAAGGCCAUUUCCUUGGAUCCAGAUUAUACUAAAAAUCAAUCUAAGAGAUUUGUUGCUGGUGGCUUGGCUGGUCACUUGUAUAUGAACUCCAAGAAGUGGUUCGGUAAUAAAGACCAGGUGCUGCAUUCUGGGGAAGGUCCAAUCCAUUCUGUGAAAUGGAGAGGAAGUCUCAUCGCCUGGGCUAAUGAUGUUGGUGUUAAGGUGUAUGAUACAGCCAAAGAUCAGCGUGUUACAUUUAUUGAAAAACCGCGAGGAAGUCCCAGGCCUGAGGCUUUACUUCCCCACUUGGUUUGGCAGGAUGACACUCUUCUUGUGAUUGGUUGGGGGACAUCAGUUAAAAUUGCUUCGAUUAAAUCAGACCAGCAACAAUCUGGAACUUUUAGGCAUAUUCAGAUGUCUAGUCUAACCCAAGUAGAUAUUGUGGCAUCUUUCCAAACCAGCUAUUACAUUUCAGGGAUUGCUCCCUUUGGUGAUUCUCUGGUUAUUCUUGCUUAUAUACCCAUUGAAGGAGAUGGUGAGAAGGAAUUUAGCAGCACCACUACUCUAUCGCGUCAGGGAAAUGCCCAGAGACCUGAAAUACGCAUUGUAUCAUGGAACAAUGAUGAACUUACAAUGGAUGCUCUUCCUGUACACGGCUUUGAGCAUUACAAGGCGAAAGACUAUUCCCUUGCUCAUGCUCCUUUCCCAGGUAGUAGCUACGCUGGGGGACAGUGGGCAGCUGGUGAUGAACCACUGUACUAUAUUGUUUCUCCAAAGGAUGUUGUGAUUGCCAAACCCAGGGAUGCUGAAGAUCACAUUAACUGGCUUUUGCAACAUGGAUUCCACGAGAAAGCCCUAGCAGCUGUUGAGGCUAGUGAAGGACGAACCGAACUAAUUGAUAAGGUGGGAGCUGGGUAUCUUGAUCAUUUGAUUGUGGAAAGAAAAUAUGCUGAAGCAGCAUCUUUAUGCCCCAAAUUGUUACGAGGAUCUGCUUCAGCCUGGGAGAGGUGGGUUUUCCAUUUUGCUCAACUACGCCAGCUUCCUGUUCUUGUCCCAUAUAUGCCUACGGAUAACCCAAGGCUUAAGGAUACUGUGUAUGAGGUUGCUCUUGUUGCGCUGGCAACCAAUCCCUCAUACCACAAGGAGCUUUUGUCAGCUGUUAAAUCUUGGCCACGUUCAGUAUAUUCUGCUUUGACUGUUAUCUCAGCAAUAGAGCCUCAACUGAACACAUCUUCAAUGACAGAUGCCCUCAAAGAGGCGCUGGCAGAGCUGUAUGUAAUUGAUGGACAGUAUCAGAAAGCCUUCUCCCUAUAUGCUGAUCUUCUCAAACCAGAAGUGUUUGACUUCAUUGAGAAAUACAGCUUGCAUGAGGCGAUUCGCGGAAAGGUGGUCCAGUUAAUGUUGCUUGAUUGCAAGCGUGCCACUGUCUUAUUUAUCCAAAAGAGGGAUUUGAUUCCUCCAUCUGAAGUUGUUCCACAACUUCUGAAAGCUGCCAAAAAUCCACAACUUCUGAAAGCUGGCAAAAAAUGUGAUUCAAGAUAUUACUUGUACUUAUAUCUGCAUGCAUUAUUUGAAGUCAGUCAUGAUACUGGGAAGGAUUUUCAUGAUAUGCAGGUAGAACUCUAUGCAGAAUACGAUACUAAGAUGCUACUUCCGUUCCUACGUAGCAGUCAACAUUACAAGUUAGAAAAGGCAUAUGAGCUUUGUGUCAAGAAAGAUUUUUUAAGAGAGCAAGUGUUUGUCCUGGGAAGGAUGGGAAAUGCAAAACAAGCUCUUGCAGUCAUCAUAAAUAAACUGGGGGAUAUAGAAGAGGCUGUGGAAUUUGUGUCCAUGCAGCACGAUGAUGAUCUAUGGGAAGAGCUGAUUAAACAAUGUCUAAACAAGCCUGAGAUGGUGGGCUUGCUGUUGGAGCACACAGUUGGCAAUCUCGACCCUCUUUACAUUGUAAAUAUGGUCCCAAAUGGCUUGGAAAUACCUCGAUUAAGGGAUCGAUUGGUCAAAAUCGUUACAGAUUACAGAACUGAGACAUCUCUUAGACACGGUUGCAAUGACAUUCUCAAGACGGAUAUUGUUAAUCUUCUCGUCAAGUGCUUCAACGAGGCUAGGCGCGGGGUCUGCCUAAGCCAUGAAGACGACGAUUCCCGUGCGAAGAGAGAAGACAAUAAUCGCUCAUUCUCGCAGAGAAUGGUAGUAGAUAAAUCUUUGAGCAUAAAGAUGACAGAGGUGAAGUCGAAGACACGGGGGGACACACGGUGUUGUAUGUGCUUCGACCCGGUCUCGAUAAGAGGGGACACCGUAGUGGUCUUCUUCUGCUGCCAUGCUUACCACGAGACGUGCCUCAUGGAUGCUGCCUUCAGUAACAGCAAUAACAAGACAACGAAAGGUUCUUCGGGGUAUGAAUACAGCUACGAUAAUGGUGUGGAUGAGGAGGAGGAAGAGGAUGAGGAAGAAGAUGAGGAUGGUGACGGAGACAGACCUGGGCGGUCGCGUUUACGGUGCAUAUUAUGUACUACUGCUGCCGCUGCGUCUGCUCGGUAGCGAUCCCUUUUGUGCAUGUGUUUGUGAAGUAUUUUUGGUGUGGUUCGAAAUUUUUUUAAAAAAUUUUUUAAAGAAGAAAAUGUUCAUUGUUUG